UUAAGUAAUUUAUUGUUCUCUUCUGUUAUGUUCCCAAAGGUGGUGUACCUAGGCGAAGGCGCUCAGUACGUUCCGGUCCCGGCAAUAAAGCCUCGAGUACCGUUGAAUCCAAAUUUGCAAGCUCUACAAACUUUACAAGGUCUUCAGGGUAUCGGAGCGACUGGAGGCACUGGAGGCGGUGGCUCUACCACUGGGACAGGCGGAACUGCUCUUUCCAGCGAUGAUGAGUGGGGACGUCAUCCGGAAACCUGGGACAGAGAGCACCGGAGAUAUAGGCCUAAUACCACGCGUGUGCAACAUAUCGAAGCUGAAUGUCAAGAUGAUUACAUGAAAAUACGUAUCGCUUUCAAUGGAUCAUUUGCCGGACUUUUGUACUCAGCUGGUUACUCUUACGAUCCAGACUGCAUGUACGUCAACGGUACUGGAAGGGAUUACUACGAGUUUUAUAUUCAGCUUAACCGAUGUGGUACUCUUGGGGAGAACACUCAUCAUCAAGAUAGCAGGAAAAAUCCAACGAAAAAUUUGAUGUGGAAUACCGUAACAGUUCAAUACAAUCCACUCAUUGAAGAAGAGUUUGACGAGCAUUUCAAAGUAACUUGUGAAUAUGGUUACGAUUUUUGGAAAACUGUGACAUUUCCAUUUUUAGAUGUCGAAGUUGCAACAGGGAAUCCAGUUGUUUUUACAUUACAACCACCAGAAUGUUACAUGGAGAUAAGAUAUGGUUACGGAACAACUGGAACUCGAGUAGCUGGGCCUGUAAGAGUUGGCGAUCCACUUACUCUUAUCAUUUACAUGCGUAGUAAAUACGAUGGUUUCGAUAUCGUUGUUAAUGAUUGCUACGCGCACAAUGGCGGCAACAAGAGGAUCCAGCUUAUUGAUCAAUACGGAUGCCCGGUAGACGAUAAACUUAUCAGCCGGUUCCGAGGAUCUUGGUCCGAGAGCGGGCUCUUUGAGACUCAAGUCUUUGCCUACAUGAAGACGUUCAGAUUCACUGGGUCCCCGGCCUUGUACAUCGAAUGCGAUGUCAGAAUGUGUCACGGAAGAUGUCCGAGCCAACCAUGUCAUUGGAGAAACUCUAAAAAUGUUGCCAAGCGUUCUUUGGCUAUUGAUGGUCUCACUACUCCAGCUUCGAGUUUAUCCGAAAAUGUAAAUCUCUUCCAAUCGCUAAGAGUUCUUCAAGAAGGUGAAGCCGAAGCAGAAGUAUUCCAAAAUACAACAACUGCAUCUCACAGCGGAGUAAGUGAAGCAACAGGAGAUAAAGUUUGUUUACGAUCAACAGUCGUUAAUACAAUAGUAGGUUUUAGUUGUGGUUUAAUUUGCAUAAUGGCAGGUACACUUCUUGUUCUUUGUUCGAGAAUACGACGAGCAGCCAGAGAAAAGCUUCUUAGCGACAGUCUUAGUUAUAUGACUCAUAAAGGCCGAAUUAAUUAA
This is a messenger RNA of Cotesia congregata, 1431 nucleotides long. The record is from the annotation of a GenBank genome assembly. Lineage: Eukaryota; Metazoa; Arthropoda; Insecta; Hymenoptera; Braconidae.